AUGAAAAGUAGCAUCAGCGAGUUGCCUGACGAUUUGGUCUUGAAGAUAUUGUCAUUCCUUUCGACAAAACAUGCUGUGGCGACAAGCCUCUUGUCAAAAAGAUGGAAAUCACUCUGGACAAAGGUGCCGAGACUCAAGUACGAUGUUAAGGAUCGCACUAGAUCAUUUGAACGAUUUCUUGACAAGUCAUUGCUUGCACACCAAUCUCUUCUUCUAGAAAGCCUUUAUUUCACAAUAGAUUUUACUUUGUGGAAUAAAGACAUUGGACCGUGGAUUAGAACCGCGCUUCAUCAUCAUCAUUGUCACCUCCGUGAGCUCGAGAUAGAUGCUUCUCUUACCAGAACCCUAUUACCUCCUGAGUUGUUUACAUGCAAAACACUUGUUGUCUUGAAACUCGAUGGUACAGCGAUCGAUCUCGUGGAACCUCUUACAACGGUCUGUCUCCCAUCCCUAGAAACUCUUCACGUUGACAGCUCGAGACUAUUCGACUCUGGAUCCCUUCAAAUGCUUUUAUCCAGUUGCAAGUUUCUCACUGACCUCAUUAUCAUAAUGGGAUCAAGAUUCGCUGCUGCUGAGUUCAAUGUUUCUUGGUGCAAAACACUUGUGUCCUUGAAACUCCAAGGUUUGAAGGAUGUGAUCAUAAGCAAUAGCAUUUCUUCUUCUUCUUCCGGGGUAUCAUCUCUGCCGUUCCUCAAAACUCUGCAUGUUGCUCGCAUGGUGAACCUCAACAAUGAUUCCUUUUGUCGGCUUUUGUCCAACUGUCCUCUUCUUUCCGACCUAACAUUGGAAGAAAAAACCAGUGAUUUAUUGCUGAAUUUGGAUAUCGACAUGCCUUGCUUACAAAGAUUGUUGAUUAUAACGAAAGUCAAGGGCUCCACACACUUGUGUGCUUUACUGAGUAAUUACAUUCCAAAGCUUGCAAUCAUCGCACCUUCUUUCAAGUACUUCAACAUUCAUGAGCUGUUGCAUAAUAAGUAUACCUGCUUUUAUGUGAGGGUUAGACUCACAAGAGAUCCAUCGGAAUUAGAGGAUACAAGUAUCUUCCGGUGGAUUUUACAUUUAGAGCUGAGCAUAGGUAGUGAAAGAUCUGGGGAAAUGCUUGUAGAUUUGCUCCAGUUGUCCAUUAAAUUGAUGGUUCUCAAGCUUAAAAAUGUUUUCGAACGAAACUAUUUGUAUCUCUGGGACCCGCCGAGUUCUGUUCCUGAAUGUUUGUUGUCCAGUCUUGAAGUGUUGGAGUGGAGAGGAUACACAGGAGUAUACGGAGAUAGAGAGCUGGUGAGUUAUCUCCUGAAUCAUGCGCUGUGUUUGAAAACGGCGAAAAUCUUCUCGGAGCCAUACGACGUGGGAAACAAGCAACAGACAGUGAAAGACUUAGCUGCUAUGUCCAGAGGUUCCAAUUCAUGUGAACUUGUGCUCAAGUAA
Molecule: messenger RNA, 1422 nt
Organism: Microthlaspi erraticum
Lineage: Eukaryota; Viridiplantae; Streptophyta; Magnoliopsida; Brassicales; Brassicaceae
Source: the annotation of a GenBank genome assembly